This is a messenger RNA of Geosmithia morbida, 1458 nucleotides long. RefSeq names its product small subunit ribosomal protein S5. The transcript has 2 exons. Bases 1 to 1458 code for a protein of 485 amino acids. Gene Ontology annotation, cellular component: ribosome. The record is from RefSeq and is a predicted model, not a curated record. Gene Ontology annotation, biological process: translation. Lineage: Eukaryota; Fungi; Ascomycota; Sordariomycetes; Hypocreales; Bionectriaceae. Gene Ontology annotation, molecular function: structural constituent of ribosome; RNA binding.
AUGAGCGUGUCGCAACCGGCACGCAGCCUGGUGGGCAGGUGCAUGACCUCGACUUCGGCUUCGACUUCGCGACGGGCCAUGGGACGAUGCCUCCAGCAGCAGCAGCAGCAGCAGCAGCAGCAAUUUCACAGCUCAACACCUUCGCAAGCCAGGCGGCGGUCCCAGUUCCGCAACGUCAAGGCGUCGGAACUGGGGCUGACCAAGCCGGAGGAGAUGGCGCGGUACCAGGCCGACAAGUUCCCCGAGCUCACGCCGGAGCAGAGGGAGCAGUGGAAGGCCAAGUACACUCCCGAGCAGCUGGCGGCUCUCGAGGCGGGCGAGAGGGCGGUGGACCCCAGGGACAUGAUCUGGCAGGGCAGGCUGAGGGACGACAUGUUCCGGCCCGGGUAUGUGGACGACUACGCCAAGCUGGACCCGCGGUACGACCUGAAGCCGGACCACGACCGGGCCGUGGCGGCCGAGGAGACGGACUUCCCGUCGCAGGAGCAGUUCAUCGACGAGUACUACGAGAAGAUGACGAGGCUGGCGAGCAAGACGUCGUCGGACCAGCUGUCGAGGGCCAUGCUGCGCGCCCUCCGAGCCGUCAAGGAGAGCAAAGGCGAGGACUCGAUCGACCUGACGUUUGGCGAGCUGGAGCGCAUGGAGCGCGACCCGGAACUGCUCAAGAAGUACAUCCUACCUGAGGACGCCGACUCGAGCUCCCCGGCCGGCGGCGGCGCCGGCAGUGACGGCGAGGCCGUCAGCCCCAAGACGCACCCGGAGCUGUUCAUGACGCGCGCGCGCGCCCUGGAGAUUGACGACGCCGUCCAGGCCAUGUGGAAGAAGGAGAUCGACGCCAUCGUCGCCGGCGACAACUACACCUACCUGAAGCCGCCGCACGUCGAGGUCGUCCAGGACAGCCCCGACGGCGUCAUCAGCGCCCACUCGGCCGUGCAGCCCGACCUGGGCAAGAUCCCGGGCGUAGAGGGCCUGUACAAGUCCAACGCCGAGGACGACGCCGAGGACCCGGAGGGAAACUUCUCCGAGAUGAAGCGCGUCACCGGCCUGUCCGUCAAGGAGAUCCGGAGCCUGCUCUGCAAGACCCUCGUCGUCCGCUUCGUCAGCAACCAGACCCGUCUCGGAAAGGUCCGCAGCUUCUCCGUCAUGGCCAUGGCCGGCAACGGAAACGGACGGCUCGGUAUCGGCCAGGCAAAGUCGACCGACAUGGCCACAGCCACCGCCACCGCCACCGGCCUCGCCAUCCGCACCAUGAAGCCAGUCAGGCGCUACGAGAACCGCACCAUCUUUGGCAUCUACGACCUCGCUAUCAAGUUCCCCCGAUCGAAGAACCCCAUGAACACCGUCAAGGCCACCUUCAAGGCCCUGAGCAACCAGCCUGAUCCCGAUCAGAUCGCCAUCGGUCGUGGCAAGAAGCUCGUCGACGCCAGAAAGGUCUACUACGGUGGAGCUUCUCUGUGA